Messenger RNA from Nicotiana attenuata, 3142 nucleotides. RefSeq lists its product as uncharacterized. Gene Ontology annotation, molecular function: protein binding. The transcript has 10 exons. NCBI's taxonomy places the organism in Eukaryota, Viridiplantae, Streptophyta, Magnoliopsida, Solanales, Solanaceae. The record is from RefSeq and is a predicted model, not a curated record. The coding region runs from base 208 to 2766 and encodes 852 amino acids.
CCUCUCAUUAGAUAUAUCCUCUUCGCCGCGGAUUCUUUUCACCUUUCACCACUAGAAGAACAAAGCCAUAACCGAAGCCGUCAAUUCAAAAUUCAACUGCAAAAUUGAUUGUAUUUCUAAUUGAAAUAGAUCUACUGGAGUAGAAUACACUUCUCUGUUUUUCUGUUUACUAUUUUACAGAGAGAGAGAAAGAGAGAGUAAAGGAGGAUGAGUAGUAGCAGAGGAAAAAACAGUAGUAGUAAAAAUGGAGGAGGAAUUGGAGUAGAAUCAAUAAUACCAGGAGGUUCAAAAAAGAUGGUACAAAGUUUAAAGGAAAUUGUUAAUUUCUGUACUGAAGCUGAGAUCUAUGCUGUGCUCAAAGAUUGUAAUAUGGACCCUAAUGAAGCCGUCAAUAAGCUUCUCUCUCAAGAUACUUUUCAUGAGGUGAAGAGCAAACGAGAAAAGAGAAAAGAGAAUAAGGAUACAACUGAGUCUAGGUCCUGGGUUUCUAGUAGCACGUCAAGUCGUGCCAGUAGGACUGGUGCGGAACGAUAUGUUGGGCGUAGCGGGUCAGAGUCUACCAAGCCUGCUCCUGCUUACAGAAAGGAAAGUGGAUCACAUACAAACAACUUCUCUUCAACCCCUGGAGUUUUAGGAAGUAACAUAGAUAGGAGACCAACUGCUGUCAGUGAUGCUGCUGGAAAUGAAAGGAAAAAAUUGGCGCCAGCGGCAGUUGAUGGUCAUUCAGCUGCUUCACAGCCUUCUUCUGGAUAUCAACCUACUUGGGGUGGGGUGCCAGGUCAAGUAUCAAUGGCUGAUAUUGUGAAAAUGGGUAGGCCACAGAGUCAAGUGCCAAGUGUAUCGAACGUAUCUCACCGUACUAAUAUUGGUGUCAACCAAAACGAUGUUCGGGCGCCACCUCCUUAUGGUGCAUCACAUCAUAAUGUGCAGUUUUCUGAUGAUCAUAUGAAGGUUCACGAGGUACAUCAGGAACCAGGGGAUUAUUCAUCUCAGCAGCAAUCUGCGAACGAUGAAUGGCCGUUAAUUGAGCAGCCAUCAGCUGCUAGCCAGCCUGCUGUCUCGGAGCCUCCCACUGAUUUUGUGCAACAUCCUGAUCCAUCUGACGUGUCAUUUGACAGAAUUGAUCGCCAAACUGAAAUUGACGAGGCACAAGGGGGAGAUGACAGUGCUAAUGAAGAUCUCGGUAGUUCUCUUUCCAGUAGAAAGUUGCAGGAGGAUAAUGCUGAUAGUGCUUCUCUCGAUGACAAUGACCUCUACCAAUAUCAACACCAGAGUCACACUUUUGAGCAUCAGCAAGUUGAAGAUGUUAACGCCUCAUCUUCUUCAGUUGCUACGAACUUGCAACAACUAAGCAUAGAGGACGAUCGGGGUUUUCCAUCUGAUGGAGAUGGUCCGUCCGUUUUGAUUCCAGACCAUCUUCAAGUUCAAACUGCGGACUGCUCACACCUAAGUUUUGGUAGCUUUGGUGGUGUGUCCUUUUCUGGAUCACAUGCCUCUGCCCCUGCGAAGACUAGCUUGGAAGAUGCACCGAAGGAUGCGGAUAGUUCUUCAGUUGGGCACUUGGGCACCAGGGCUUCUGAAUACUAUGGCGAGGAAACUCUCAGAAAUGAGUCUGAUAGUAAUUUAUUCCAUAGAACUAAUGCAAGUUCUGGAAACUACGAUUUGCCAUCUGCUGCACAACCAGAAUCUCUGAAAGCAGAAACUAGUGAACAUGGGCAUCAAUACUCCUAUCCGUCCUCUGCUGCUAGCUAUUCAUACGAAAGUGCUCAACAAUUGAAUGCAGCAUUUAGUCAGCCACAGACAAGUUCUCAUAUGCAGAGUCUUGCUCCUUUUUCAAAUGUCUACACAAAUUCUUUGCAGAGUACCUUGUUGGCUGGUAACGUUCAUCCUGGUCGAGAGUCGGAGCUUUCGUAUUCCCCUUAUCCAACAACACAAACAAUGCCAACAAAAUAUGGCAACUCAGUUUCAUCAAUCAGUGGCUCAACAAUUUCCAUGCCUGAGGCUUUGAAGACAGUUGGUUUUUCAUCAGCACAGCCUACUCAGCAGCAGAUGCUUUCUGGAGCUAGCGUCGCCGCCGGACCUGCCGUACCGCAACAUCUAACUGUACACCCAUAUGCUCAACAAACUGUUCCACUAGGACCAUUUGCCAACAUGAUUAGUUAUCCCUUUAUGCAUCAGAACUAUCCAUACAUGCCGUCUGCAUUCCAACAAGCAUUUCCUGGUAACAGCACUUAUCAUCAGUCGCUUGCGGCAAUGCUCCCCCAAUAUAAGAAUAGUGCUUCUGUCGACAGCUUGCCACAGUCUGCCAGUAUUCCUUCUGGAUAUGGUGCUUUCGGAAAUACAACUGCUAUCCCGGGGAACUUCCCAAUCAACCCCGCUGCUGCUCCUUCUGGCACUAACUUAAGUUACGAUGACGUAUUGAGCUCUCAGUACAAGGAUACCAAUCAUUUGAUGUCUCUUCAGCAGAGUGAGAAUUCAGCUUUGUGGCAUCAUGGACUUGGUUCAAGAACAAUUUCAGCUGUUCCUGCCAACACGUACUAUGGCUUUCAGGGGCAAAAUCAGCAAACGGCUGGUGGAUUUAGGCAAGGUCAGCAGCCGUCACAGAGCUAUGGAUCUUUGGGGGGUUACCCACAUUUCUACAAUUCUCAGGCUGGUAUCUCAUUGGAUCAACAGCAGCAACAAAACCUUCGGGAUGCAGCAUCGUUGGCUGGUUCUCAAGGUCAGCCGAAGCAGUCUCAACAACAAAUAUGGCAAAACGGCUACUAAUCUUACUGCCUCCUUGUAUUUUCGGGGUCUUGUAAUGAGUGUUGAAAGUGGCCUUUCGAGCAAUUUCUGUGGAAAUAACCAUCGUUCAUGAUCCCCGAAGAGACUUGACCGGCUGCUGCCCUGUGCUACGAGGCUUUACUUUACGUGUUUAUCCUCAGAGUUAAAUGUAAUGUAGGAAUGUCUGAGCUAACACAGUACUAGUUGGCGCGUUUGUGUUCUCUUAACUCUUUGUUACACAGUUAACCCCCUUUCGCUGUUUUCUCAUCUAUAGUUAGUUGUGUUCUGUUUCCCACUAGUAAUCUAUUACCAUCUGCUUUCUGCUUUACUGUCCGGUGAAUUUUUGCGCAUAAAUGGGAUGAAAUAUUGGGAAGGUUAA